AGAGCGCUCCGGAACACGGCAGCUUGUUUAAUACGCGUCUUUACCGGGACUCAGGAACGUGGAGGGGGCAGCAAUCAGCCCGAAGAGGCAGGUCGGAACCGGGUCGGCACUCCAGGAUGGCUUCAGGGGAGCUUUACGAGGUGGAACGGAUCGUGGACAAGCGGAAGAACAAAAAGGGCAAGUGGGAAUAUCUAAUCCGAUGGAAAGGUUACGGGAGCAAAGCGGACACGUGGGAACCUGAGCACCAUCUGCUGCACUGUGAAGAGUUCAUCGAUCAGUUCAACAGUCUCCGCCUGCAAGACCGGCGCUCCAAGCCAGCCAGAACCAGCACACAAGCAGGGGUCCGGGACGCCUCCAGAUCCCAAGGAGAAACACGGAAAAAGAAAAGGACUAGCGGGGGAGGAGCCCCGGGGCUCAGUGUCCCACAUAAACCGAGGAAAAUGAGCGGAGGGAAAGCAUCAGGGGACAGAAUGAGCAAACCUGUGACUUAUAAACGAGUGAACGCAGGACUUCAGUUUGUUCCUCCUAUCAGGCGUCCUACAAACGGACUUCAGAAUGGAGAAAUGGACGCCAUGCAGUACAGGACCACUGCCAGGACACAGAGCGUCCCGAGCAGCCGGGUGGACAGGAUGAUGGGAGAAAAGGAAAUGAGCGGCGCUGCAGCACCACUCAGACCUGAACUGGGUUCGCCGCUCCUGAACGGAGACGCACAUUUACAUGCUUCAACCAAGCGGAAGCUGGCUGAGGACAAAGGCUAUAUUUUUGACAAGAGGCUGAGGUACAACGUCCGGCAAAGCGAGACGAAUUACAGAUUCAGGGACAUCGUAGUGAGGAAGGAAGAAGGUUUCACACACGUCCUGCUGUCCAGCCAAACAUCAGACAAUAAUGCACUAACACCAGAGAUCAUGAAGGAGGUGUGUCGAGCUCUAGGCGCGGCGGCGGUGGAUGACAGUAAGCUGCUGUUGUUCAGCGCAGUGGGCAGCAUCUUCUGUAGCGGCCUGGACGCCUCGUACCUGAUCGGCCGCCUUUCCACCGACCGCAGAAAAGAGAGCAGCAGAAUCGCUGAAGCUGUGAGGGAUUUUGUAAAAGCCUUCAUCCAUUUUAAGAAGCCCAUCGUGGUGGCCGUCAACGGUCCUGCCCUGGGUUUGGGCGCCUCAAUCCUUCCUCUGUGUGACAUCGUGUGGGCCAGCGAGCGGGCCUGGUUCCAAACCCCAUGUGCUGCAUUGCGCCUUACGCCCUCUGGUUGCUCCUCAUACACUUUCCCUCAGAUCCUGGGAGUGGCUCUGGCCAAUGAGAUGCUGUUUUGUGGGAGGAAGCUGACGGCACAGGAGGCGUGCAGCCGAGGUUUGGUCUCGCAAGUGUUCUGGCCGACCACCUUUAACCAGGAAGUGCUGCUGCGGGUGAAGGAGAUGGCGACCUGCAGUGCUGUGGUCCUGGAGGAGUCGAAGUGUAUGGUGCGCAGCAUCCUGAAGUCCAUGCUGGAGGAGGUGAAUGAGAAAGAGUGCCAGAUGCUCAAACAGCUGUGGUGCUCCACCAAGGGCCUGGAGGCUCUUUUCACCUACUUACAGAGUAAAGGUUACAACGCCUAAACAUCUCGUCGUCUCGCAUUGUCAGCGUGACCGCGCCCCCACCGCACCCACCUACAGCAGAUGAUGUCAUGUACUUUAAAUGAAUUGAAUAUAAGCCAAGAAUUUAUGUUUAUUAUUAUCAUCGUUAUCAUUAUUAUAAUCCCGACCGGAUCAGAAGGGUUUGGUUUUUUUCAAGGACGCUUCCAGACCAGACUGACAAUUCUAUAACUUAAUGAAAUGCCUUUAAUGUUGUCGUUCUUUAUUUAUUUAAAAACCAAGCCAUUUUGCAUACAAGUGCAAACAAAUAAUUCAAUAAUCCUGUGUAGAUGUACAGUGUAGAUAAUUGUGGUUGUUUAAGUUAAUUUAUUGUCACGCUCAUGUCUAAUGGGGUGAAUUUCAUACCAAAGGUUCUUGGUAAUUUAUACUAAUUAUAAUUAUUAUUAAUAAUAAUUCUUCUUCUUUUCUUGUACCUUAAACACAUUCCUGUCAUACCCUAUCAUCGUUGUGACGCGCGCCAUGGCGACAGUCCAGUUGUGAUGAAGUGUAGAUGGACGCCAUCCUUUUUUUUUUUUUUUAACAUUUUUAUUAUAAUGUUUGCCACAAAUCCAUCGUCCUUUUGUUAGACGUCAAUUACCGUCUCUGUCGUCAGCCCUGAAUGUGAUGAUCGACUCUCUUCCUGGUAGAUUAGAGGGAUGAAAUUAUUCUUUUAAGAAUAGUAGGUGCUUCGAAUGAAAAUAUAUUCAAAAAAAAAAAAAAAACAUUGACCGAUAUCUCAUGCAUUGUUCAUCCCUUAUUCAUAAAUCUAUGCAAAUCCAAUAACAGGACAGUUUUUAUUUUUUAUUUUUCUUUGUUUAUUGCUUGACAGAGAUCGAAGUUCAAAAUGAAGUGUCGUCAUAUUGUGACAAGAUAAUGAGAUGAAGAAAAAAAUGAAAAUGAGGCUGAAUUGUAACGUCUGUGCUGCUGUUCGUCCUUUCGCUCUGCUCCAAACGCCACAUUUUUCUUCAGAACAGAUUUAUCUUUAGUUUGUUUGUUUUUUCAUGAACAUUCACUAGAUGAGUAGAUAUACUGUAUGUACGUACGUACGUACAUAUGUAUGCAUGCUCGAGUAUUGUAAAGAGCUCAUCGGACGUUCUCAAAUAAUUUGCGAUAUUUUCUUUUCAUAUCAGCCCUGAGCAAAAUCAUAAAUCAAGAUUUGAUAGCUAUUAAAGAUUUUACAUCAGCAUAAAAGCAAGUGUGGCAAACUCGUAUUUCACCGAAGCUGUUUCACUUUGGAUAACAAAAUCAUUUACUUCCAAGAAAAAAAAAAACGCUUGAUUGCAAACAAUUCAGAAAAACACCCGCCUUUCUCCCCUUCUCCGAUUUCAGCCACGCCCAGGACUACGGUGUAGGACUGUGUUUGGUCAGAACACUGAAUUAUAUUGACGACUUACAGGACAUCAGUGUUUAAUUCUUUAAAAAGAAAUUCCUUUUCACGGAAGAGAUAAAGCGAUGUAAAAGCAAUGCGAUGGAUGGUUUGGUCUUCCUGUGUAGCAUGUUGCCCUCACGUCACAAAGCGUAUGUCACAGAAAAUCUCUCUCUCUCUGUCCUCCGUCUUAAUAAAGAAAGCGAAAAAUCUCAGAGUUUAAGCUAAGGUCUCACAUAGCCCGAAUCACUUCACGGUAGACACCAGUAGAUGGUUUAUGAGCUGUCUGGGGGCCAACCAGCACGCGUUCUGGGCCCUUCUGUUGGAAUACAUGAGAACCAAGGAGCUACCUUGACAACCGGAAGGGCGUGGCUUCCAACCCUCGAAAGUUUCGUUGUGUUGAAAAUUGUCGUGUUUCAAGUGCUGGAUGAAUUCAUCUGUCGCAACCAUGAAGGUAUCUAUGAGCAUCCUUAAGGCUUACGUGGGCUUCCGGGGCUUACCGGAGCAUUCUGUCACAACCAUCGAGCUCAAAAAUGUUCACGGAACAACAUUCUGCAGAAAGUGAAAAGUUUGCUUCGGGGGCGCGGUUUAUUUCGUCUUGUCGUGGAAAUGCCGGACUGUACACACUGCCGUCAUUGCUGUAAGGCCAUACGUCACUAUACAUCGCUGCCGCAGUUGGUUUUACCAGCGUCUUCCGUCGCUGCUCUCAUGGCUACCUUGACUUCAUUUGCAUAUUUACUCCACCCACAGUUAUGCGACGGAUCAUCUCCAAAAUCUGCCAAAAUUACUCCGAUAGCCCCAGCCACGGUUCUCACGGAUCAACCGGCUAUGUGUGACCUUAGCAUAACCUUUUGAAGCUUUUCGAACAAUUCAUGGUUGUCAUUUUCUUCAACGCUUUUUUCAAACUCGGCUAUCAAUUUAAUUUUCUGCUAAACAGGAAGUCCAAGUACUGUCAGGUUGCUUUGUCCAUUUGAACAGAACCCUGAUAUGUUCGACCCCUCGGUGUCGUUCUUUAGGCAGGUGAGAACACAGCAAUCACGCUCAGGUGUGGACCAAAACGACUGGCAAGAAACCAAUCGACUCUGAAUCAAAUGCAGGAAACGAAUCGAACGAGUCGUGUGUUUUGGGUUGCAGUGAUUUUUGUUUGUUUGUUUUUUGUAGAUGUUAAACUGACACGUACUGAUCCAAAGAAUGGAGCUGUCGCACUUUGUGGCAGGAAUGCCAUGUUUUCUGGAAAUUUGGACUGACGAACAAAAAGUGAAAAUAAACGCUAAACUCAAAAUUCGACAUUCAAAUUGUUUUAACCCUGCGUUCUGUGUGCUGUUUGACAGUGGAUCUACUGUUCCUGAGUCAUGUAGACACGCAAUGAAAUAAAAGUAAAGACGCAUAAAAUGACUACAUCAGGUGCGUGUAUUCAGGCACAGCGUCCUCCAAAAGUAUUGGAACGGCAAGGCCAGUUUUUUGUUUUUGCUAUACAGUACACAAGACAUUUGUGUUCGAGAUCAAAAGAAAAAUACGAGAUGAUAGAUCAGAAUUUCAACUUUCAUUAACUGAUAUUUACAUCUAGAUGUGUUAGGACAUUGCAUCUCUGGUGGCAGACCGCCCAAUUUUGCAGUGAUCAAAAGUAUUGGAACAUACAGUUUUCGAGUGCAUUGAAGUACACGAAAUACACUUAUUUGGUUCAAUAACUGCGUCAAACCAAUGACCCACUGAUAUCCCUACACUGCUACGUUCUUCUUUUGCUUCAUUCUUCUCCAGGUUUUCCUUUCAGUUGUUGUUUAGUUUUGGGGGUCUCUCCCUUCAGUCGCCUCUUCAGGAGCUGAAAUGCUGCUCAGUUGGGUUGAGGUCGAGUGAUUGACUUGUCCAGUCUAAAACCGUCCACGUUUUUCCCCAGAUCAAGUCCUUUGUUGUGUUGGCAGUCAGUUCUGGUCAUUGUCUUGCUGCGUGAUGAAGUUCCUCCCAAUUAGAUUGGGUGCAUUUCUCUAUAAAUUGACAGAAUUCAUUGAACUCAUUCUGCUGCUACCAUCAUGAGAUCCAUCAUCAUUCAAUAUUAGUGAACCCGUUCGAGAAGCAGCCAUGCAACCCCAAGCCAUGACACUACCUCCAUCAUGCUCCAUCACGAGCAGAUCCGUUCUUCCUCCACACUUUGGUAGAGGUUCAUCUUGGUUCCAGGAGUUUUGUGGCUCAUUCCAAUCUGGCCAAUCUGAUGAGAGGUUGGCGUUUAUAUUUCUGCUCUCAAAGUCUUCUUCAAACGGCAGAUUCUGAGAUCUUCACCCUUGUCCUGUGGAGGCUAUUGGUGUGACGUCAUUGUUUUUUGGAUUGUUUUCUUCACAGCUCUCAUCAUAUUUCUUUCAUCGACUGCUGUUGUUUUCCUUGGCCGAUCUGGUCCAUGUCUGAUUGUUAGGACACCAGUGGUUUCUUUUUGUUUUUCCUCAGAACAUUCCAAAUUAUUCUAUCCACAUUCACUAGAUAUGAACAAUCAUGUGCUCUGAUUGGCUGCUCUACUACUAGGUUAUCAGCUCAUAUACCAUGUGUAGAGAAAAACAAAAUGGCGGUGCAUGUCAUUGAACCAACCGAGGACGAAAUAAAAACUCUACACAAAAACAAAACCGAAAGUAGAUAGAAUAAAACAGUUAUUCCACUCAAUCUCAUCGUACAUGGCUUAUCGCCGACUCGGUGCUAUGCGCCUCAUCAGCUAUCAGCUCAUGUACGACUCAAUUUCAGGGAAUAACUGUUAAUUAUUGUCUUGGCUAUGCUCAGUGCUUGUGCACUGGCUCGGAUUGAUUUCCUGUCUUUUUCUCAUCUUCAAAUUGGCUUCCUUUUCUCCCAUAGGCAGCUCUCUGGUCUUAAUGUUGGUUUAUCCUUUUUAAGAACAAAUGUGUCACGCCAUGGGAUUUUUGUACCCGAUGCUCUGUUUACAGAAUGCGUAGAAACGGUGUUGAAAAGUGCAAAAUAUUUUUGCACCGUUUUCGCUGACUGAUCCAGUAACUAUCAACAAAUAACCACCUCAAUAGGGCCCCUACGGGAUACAUUUACCACUUUUAACAUCAUCCACGACUGAGACAAGUCUAGAUCGUCCUUCUGCCAUAAAAAUCGUCGAAUGACAUUUUGAUUUGUAGUGAAAAUGUGUCGAUCAUGCGAGCGCAGUUUUCGCACGACAUUCGCUUGGCGGCGCUAAUAGUUCACCACGUGUUUUCUUGACCUUCUGAGCAGCAUUUUGUCAUCUGUUGGUCAACAAAUCUGAAAAAUUCGCCAAUAAUCUACAGUCGAGAUUGUCUCCUGAUGGAUUCACAAGGUUCUGUAUCAUCUAUAAUGUCAGAUUCACAGUAACUUUUCUCGAUCCAAUUUCACUUUGGUUUGUAUUUCCUGCAUACGGACGCUUGGGAGUUUAAUGCAGCAGGUAGAAUUCAAAAUCCAUAAUCUGAGCAUCUGGUAUGGAAAUCUGGUGGACUGACACUCGUGUAGUUUUCACAGGUGGAACCCAGGCCUCAAAGUAAAACAUUCAGAGCUACACUACCGUUCAAAAGUUUGGGGUCACUUUGAAAUGUCCUUAUUUUUGAAAGAAAAGCACUGUUCUUUUCAAUGAAGAUCACUUUAAACUAAUCAGAAAUCCACUCUAUACAUUGCUAAUGUGCUAAAUGACUAUUCUAGCUGCAAAUGUCUGGUUUUUGGUGCAAUAUCUCCAUAGGUGUAUAGAGGCCCAUUUCCAGCAACUCUCA
Neoarius graeffei (lesser salmon catfish) is the source of this 6689-nucleotide messenger RNA. RefSeq names its product chromodomain Y-like protein 2. The record is from RefSeq and is a predicted model, not a curated record. Gene Ontology annotation, cellular component: nucleus. The transcript has 7 exons. Gene Ontology annotation, molecular function: transcription corepressor activity. Bases 117 to 1589 code for a protein of 490 amino acids. Lineage: Eukaryota; Metazoa; Chordata; Actinopteri; Siluriformes; Ariidae.